Messenger RNA from Wasmannia auropunctata (little fire ant), 399 nucleotides. RefSeq lists its product as uncharacterized. Gene Ontology annotation, cellular component: membrane. The transcript is spliced from 3 exons. The coding region runs from base 20 to 379 and encodes 119 amino acids. Lineage: Eukaryota; Metazoa; Arthropoda; Insecta; Hymenoptera; Formicidae. Gene Ontology annotation, molecular function: transmembrane transporter activity. The record is from RefSeq and is a predicted model, not a curated record. Gene Ontology annotation, biological process: transmembrane transport.
GCUAAUUGGAGUGCCUGUCAUGAGUAAAUUAUUAGGAAUGAAGGACGUUUUCAUUAUAGUGGUUGGAGCGAUAGCGCACGCAUCUGGGAGAAUAGUAUUUGUUUUAGCGAACCGGCCGGAAUUAUUUUACGUAGGUGCCGUUGUCGCUGCGUUAGGUCCAGUAGUAGCUCCGGUACUUAGGUCUAUGACCUCGAAACUUGUGCCUGUGGAGGAGCGAGGAAAGGUAUUCGCGAUGCUUGCCGUAUGCGAUAACGCAGUCCCGUUAUUUAGCGGGACUUUAUAUUCCCAGAUUUAUAACGCCACAAUAAAAACAGCACCGAACUCUUUUUAUUGGCUGACAGUCGCCACGCAGAUCACCGUGCUUCUGCUAAUUUUGUAAGUGAUUUGCAAUUUUCUUAG